GGUUCACUCUGAGCCGAGGCUUGCCCCACCCCAUCGCCGCCUCGCUCGCGCUCCCCUUCCUCGCUCGAUUUUAAUAUUAAAAUCGCCCCCCCCGUCCUCCUUCGUGGGGAAAUGCAGGAAAGAGGAAGGAAAAUUAAAUAGGGAGUGGGGUGGGGGGGAGCGCGGAAGGAAAGCUCCCCAUAGGAGAGUUAUUUUUGUUUUGGGGGAGGAGAUCCACACUGCGUUUUCCUCUCUGCUGCCUCUUUCCUCCUCCUUCUCCUCCCCCCCCCCACGUCCCCUUUACCCCUCGUCUCCCCGCAUUUGCCGGAGAGGCGAGAGCCGAUCGAGCCGCCUGGAAGCCGAAUGUGAAUAAGCAAAAGGGCGAGGAAGAGGAGGAGGCCCUUGGAUUUGUACAAACCACCAUUAGGGCAGGAAGACGCGCAGCAGCGGCCGCCGCACCGCAGGCUGGAGAGGAGGAGGAAAAUCUACCCAGCCCAGCCCGGAACGCAGAAGGGACUCGCCUUUGCCUGCCCGACGCCGCGGAAAGGUUAGCGGUGACCCUUUCGGGCGCUUCACCCACUUUGCAGGAGGCGCCUUGGAAGGGGAAGCCGCCAGGCUGAGGAGGAGACCGAGAGAAAACGGGCAAUUUUAGCAAAAAAAAAAAAAAAAAAAGGCCAGCUAAAGAAGAGGGACGUUGCUAGAGCCUCGGUGCCCGGAAUUGGGAGGGUCUCCCCCCCUCCCCCGCCGGCUUUCUGGAGCUUGUUUCUGCUGCUGCCUCGAUCCUGAAGGAUUAUAUGUAAAGUGAAGAAGACAAUUUUGCUUUUAUUCUGUUCCCUCACCGCCGGCGGAGGUGGCGUGGAAGCUGGAGAUAUUUAAAGAAAAACCCACCCAGAUUUGGUGGUGGCGGCUCUCCCUGCGGGGUUUGGGGGGGCGAAGGAAGAAAAGGGAAGCCAAUUUUUAACCCGUGAUCCUUCCCCCUUCGGGUGGCUGCCGACCUCCCUACGUUCCCUGCCCCCCUCCCUAAUUGCCUCCCCCCCUCCUGUGUUUGUGUGUGCGCGCUUUUUUUAAUUGGGGGGGAAAAAUCUGCAUUGCGAGCGGAUUCUGGCGGCGGUGUAGGGGAGAAGGAGGUGAAGGCCCGGCUUGAGCGGUAGCAAAGUCAUCGCUCCCCCCCCCUUUCCCCGGCCCCCACCCCGUUGUCGGCUCCGGGCUCUCCAUGUCUCUGGGUAGCGACAGCUGUGCGUGAAAGAAUAAUAUUGAAAGGGAGCAAGGAGACUCGCCGCCGCCUCGCCCGCGACCCUCGAUCGCUUCCUGCUUCCCCUCCUUUUCCCCUUCCCCCUCCCCCUCCAUUGCACCCCCCAAGAUGGGCUGUUUAGGGAACAGCAAGACUGAGGAUCAGCGCAACGAGGAGAAGGCGCAGCGAGAGGCCAACAAGAAGAUCGAGAAGCAGCUGCAGAAGGACAAACAGGUCUACAGGGCCACGCACAGGCUCCUCUUGCUGGGUGCUGGCGAAUCGGGUAAAAGCACAAUUGUCAAGCAAAUGCGGAUCUUGCACGUCAAUGGGUUUAAUGCAGAGGAGAAAAAAAUGAAAAUUCAAGACAUUAAAAAUAAUAUUAAAGAAGCUAUAGAGACAAUAGUAACAGCGAUGGGAAACCUGGCACCACCAGUGGAACUAGCUAAUGCAGAGAACCAGUUUCGAAUUGAUUAUAUAUUAAACUUAGCAAAUCAGAUAGAUUUUGACUUCCCACCAGAAUUCUAUGAACAUACAAAAACACUUUGGCAAGAUGAAGGUGUGAAAGCGUGCUAUGAAAGGUCUAAUGAAUAUCAGUUGAUUGACUGUGCACAGUAUUUCCUAGACAAGAUUGACAUAGUCAAACAAAAUGAAUACACACCGUCUGACCAGGACCUUCUUAGAUGCAGAGUUCUGACAUCAGGAAUAUUUGAAACCAAGUUUCAAGUGGACAAAGUAAAUUUCCAUAUGUUUGAUGUUGGUGGGCAAAGAGAUGAACGUCGAAAAUGGAUCCAGUGUUUCAAUGAUGUAACUGCUAUAAUAUUUGUGGUAGCCAGCAGUAGCUAUAACAUGGUUAUACGAGAAGACAAUCAGACCAACCGGCUUCAAGAAGCAUUAAACCUCUUCAAAAGUAUCUGGAACAACAGGUGGCUACGGACCAUUUCAGUUAUUCUUUUCCUGAACAAACAAGAUUUGCUAGCAGAGAAAGUUUUGGCAGGCAAAUCAAAAAUUGAAGAUUACUUUCCAGAAUUUGCUCGUUACACCACACCAGAAGAUGCAACACCAGAACCUGUCGAGGAUCCUAGAGUUACAAGGGCCAAGUAUUUUAUUAGAGAUGAAUUUCUUAGAAUCAGCACAGCCAGUGGAGAUGGACGGCAUUAUUGCUACCCUCACUUCACCUGCGCCGUAGAUACAGAAAACAUUCGGAGGGUUUUCAAUGACUGUCGGGACAUUAUUCAAAGGAUGCAUCUUCGUCAAUAUGAGUUGUUGUGAUGGAGCGCACAUUUUCCCUCUGUUUUGGACUCCUUCCUUAUUAAAAAGAAAAAAAAAACCUGGCCCACAUAGGGUGGAAGAGAACUGUUGCAGUCUCUCUCUCUGAUUUGCAUCCCUCAGUCUUUUUUCCGUGCUGGAUAAAGAGCAGCAUUUCUAAGCUGUCUUGUUUCACCCCCUUGGAACGGUCGGAAAUAGUCCCUGCAAAAGGCUAUUUCUGCGGUCAGGGUGAGGUUUCUCUCUCUAACACGGCCCUUAACGAAACAAAACCCAAACAUGCAAACAAAAGAAUAACGCCGAAGGGUGAAGCACCUGAGAGGAUUUGGGAUUUCAAUUAAAUAUUUAAAA
Crotalus tigris (Tiger rattlesnake) is the source of this 2824-nucleotide messenger RNA. It is a transcript of the gene GNAS, whose product is annotated as GNAS complex locus. Gene Ontology annotation, cellular component: heterotrimeric G-protein complex. Gene Ontology annotation, biological process: adenylate cyclase-activating dopamine receptor signaling pathway; sensory perception of chemical stimulus. NCBI's taxonomy places the organism in Eukaryota, Metazoa, Chordata, Lepidosauria, Squamata, Viperidae. The transcript has 12 exons. Bases 1340 to 2479 code for a protein of 379 amino acids. The record is from RefSeq and is a predicted model, not a curated record. Gene Ontology annotation, molecular function: G-protein beta/gamma-subunit complex binding; D1 dopamine receptor binding; beta-2 adrenergic receptor binding.